Molecule: messenger RNA, 1965 nt
Organism: Prorocentrum cordatum
Lineage: Eukaryota; Dinophyceae; Prorocentrales; Prorocentraceae
Source: the annotation of a GenBank genome assembly
AGGGGUGUUUUGGCCGAAGCUACACGGCUGCCUUCAGUCCGUCGGGGGAGCCCACACUUGCCGCCAGGGGCCGCCGCUUUUCGGAGGAUGGCGAAAGAGAUCUCGAGCGUGAAGGUCUUCGGGGGCCUGCUCAAGCGCUACGAGCACACCAGCCCCGUGCUCGGCGGCGUUGCCAUGAAGUUUGCUGCGUACCUGCCCGAAGGUUCGGAGGGCAAGAAGCUGCCCGUCGUCUACUGGCUCAGCGGACUGACUUGCAACGACGAGAGCUUCUCUCAGAAGGCGGGCGCGUUCGAAGCGGCCGGUAAUUUGGGCCUGGUGAUCGUGCUUCCUGACACGUCGCCACGGGGCGAGGGGGUCCCAGACGAGGACCCUCACGCGUACGAUUUCGGUGUUGGCGCGGGCUUCUAUCUGAACGCGACGACCGACAAAUACAAGACUCACUACAAUAUGCUGGACUACGUUACCAAGGAGUUGCCCGAGGCUGUCAAGGACUUGCUCCCCAUCGAUCCUGAGAAGCAGAGCAUUUUCGGGCACAGCAUGGGCGGCCACGGCGCACUGACCAUCGCCCUGAGAAACCCAGGCGCGUUCAAGUCUGUGUCCGCGUUCGCGCCCAUCACCAAUCCAACCGAGGCGCCUUGGGGCAAGAAGGCCUUCCCGCUGUACCUCGGGGCCGACGAGGCGACUUGGAAGGCAUACGACACCGUUGAGCUUCUCAAGAAUUAUUCUGGGCCGCCAGUCCGCCUGCUGGUGGACCAGGGAACGAGCGACAAUUUCUUAGUAGAGCAGCUCAAGCCAGAGAACCUGCAGAAGGUCUGCGACGAAAAGGGCAUCAAUUUGAUGCUCCGAAUGCAGGAGGGGUAUGACCACUCGUACUACUUCAUCUCCACCUUCGACCACCUGAAGUACCACGCCUCCUACCUCACCGGAAUGCUACGCUGGUGCCCAGACGCAGGCAUGCUGCCCUCUGCCUCUGUGUAUUCCGGGCCAGCCGAGACCUUCGACUCUGCUGGCAAAGAGAUCGAGUGCCUUGCGGCGGUGGCGUUCGAGCCGAAGAAGCCGCUGGAGAUUGUCAAGGUGAAGGCUGGCUGCAUGUUCAUCUGCUCGCCUGACGCGCCCGACUCGGUGGAGCAUUGCGCGCAAUGCGCGCGGCUGCAUGCAGUGGCCGACCGGCUGCUCGGGCUGCCUCGCCCGGCGACGCUGGAGGCGCGGUUCGCGGCCUUCCUCGGCUGGGACCUGCGGACCAGCGCGCCGGCGGGCCACACGGCGCGGGCCGUGCGCGGCAACGCGGCGGCCGCAGUAGCGUACGACGCCGCCGUGGACUGGCGAUGGGCCCAGGUCGGGCCACCGCAGAAGGGCGAGGUCCGGAUCAAGACCAGCUACGUGGCCCUCUGUCACACGGACGCAUACACGUUAGACGGCCUUGACCCCGAGGGCCUGUUCCCGUGCAUCCUGGGCCACGAGGCCUCUGGCAUCGUCGAGAGCGUAGGCGAAGGUGUGGAGGGCUUCAAGCCCGGCGACCACGUCAUCCCGUGCUACCAGGCGUACUGUGGCGACUGCAAGUUCUGCAAGAGACCGGACAUCAAUCUCUGCACGUCCGUCCGCCAGUUCACCGGCUCGGGUGUGAUGGCGGGCGACGGAAAGCCCAGGUUCAGCUACGAGGGUAAGCCGAUUUACCACUUCAUGGGCACGAGUUCGUUCGCCGAGUACGGCGUCCUCCACGCACAGUCGCUCGCGAAGGUUCGAAGAGACGUGCCGCUCGACAAGGCGUGCCUCCUCGGCUGCGGCAUCUCAACCGGCUGGGGCGCCGUGUGGAAUACUGCCCAGGUGGAGAAGGGUGCCACCGCCGCGGUGUUUGGCCUGGGGGCCGUCGGCCUGAGCGUGGUCGAGGGGCUGGUGAAGGCUGGGGCCUCCCAGAUCAUCGCCGUCGACCUCCUGCCCUCGAAGCUGGAGGGGUGGGGCAGGUGA